CGCACGUCUGUAGCCCAUGGCCGCAGCUGUCGGGAGCAACUUGCUCGGCGGGCCCGGACCUCCAAGUUGAGGCGGCUUUGGGGCGCAUGGUCUCGGGGCUCCCCGCUUUGGCACCCUUGCCGGCGCACGAGGAGGCACGCUCAGGCGGGGCUUUUGGUGCCCACCAUUCCCGAGGGCAGCGGCGGAAGCCCCCUCGGGCCUGGCCAUGGCACAUCCCCGCUUCCACUGCCGUGUGUUCCUAAACCGCUUCGCCAUGAUGGUGGUGGCGGGGCUGUCGUACACGUCUUGGUCCAGCUUCUACGCCGUGUGCACGCGGACUGCGAACCUGCAGAACCCUGUCGAGGCUGCGGUCUUCACAGCCAUCAUGCUGGCACUUCUGGCCCUGCUGGCGGGCUGGUACGUGAGACACGAGACGACCUUGCAUGCGCAGGCUAAGCUCGCCAUGGAUGAGCCUCUGCUGCAGCUCAAGCGCGAGGAGGCAGCCGCGCUGCUCACUGCGGCGGUGCUGGACAAGAGCUUCGGAAACCUGUCCGAUGCCAUGGGGUACACCAUCGUGGAGGUUUGGGCCGGGCUUGUCUGGCUGCGAUUGCACUGGCUGGCUGCGCUGGCACUCGGUGCAGCCGCAGGUUUCGCUGUCCUCCUCGGCAUCAGCGUCGCACAAGAGCGGCUGCCGCCGAGCGGCAGCGAAAGCACGGGCGGCUUGCUGCAUGCGUGGCUGGACUUACUAAGCACAGUGUGGAUCGGCAGUUUCGCUUGGUUCAUAUCGGUGCCUGCGCACAAGGCUCUCCAGGACGCCUUUCACAUCGAUGACGGACAGGCUGGAGAACCCUGGAUGUGGAUCCUUGCGCUUAUGGGCUCCGCAGCUUGGGUCGUUGUGAGCGGUGUCUGCGUCAGCAUGUAUUGUAACUCAGAGCACGUUGAAGGUUCUGACAGCGAGGUGAAUGCAAAUAAGCCACUGCGGGUCCUGGUUUGCGAGAAGGUUGAGCCAAUGUUCAAUCACGCUGCGUUCUACACCAGCGCCAGGCUCGCGAAGACAUGGGUGAUGACUGAGUGGGCGUCUCAGGAUUCUUAUUUCCCAGUCGUUGCAUGGACAACGUUGACGGUUUUCGUCGUGUGCUUCCUGGAGCAGCUGAUCAAGUCAGUGGCGGCUCCCGACACGGCGUCGUCAGUCGCGCUAAAGCUUAAGCUGGAAACGCAGGUCAUCAGCCUCACCGCCAGGACUUUUACCUGGAUCGAUGCUGCCAUGGUCUGCGCCCUGUACCAGAGCAGGCGGGGGUACGAAGGGUGGGAGUGGAUGGUGGUCGGACUCGUGACGCAAGGGCAAGCCCUGCUCGUGGAGCACCUACGGGUUCAAUGGCUCCACGGACACGGCUUCUGCGCUGGAGCAGGCGACGAGGGGCCAGAGAGCGCGGAGGAGGAGGAGCUCGGGCUCCUCUUGGACUGCAACGGCGGCGCCAGCAGCCGCAGCAGCAGCAGCAGCGGCAGCAGCGGCAGCAGUGGCAGCGGCGGAGGGCGCCCCCGGAUGGUGCGCGCACGAGAGGGAGCCUGACCGCGGCUUUAAUUUGCUUGCUUCUGUGCUUUUGCUGCUGGGCAGCCUGUUGCCUCGUGGACCACGCCGGUCCCGCCCGAGUGGGCCGGGUCCUGCCCGCAGCAGAGUCGCAUGGAAGCGCGCAGCCGCACGCUCCAGGACCUCUGGGAGAGCCUGGUAAGGGGUUGCAUUCGGGCCAGACUUCGGUGGCGAGUCGGGCAAAAAAGUACGCCAGAGAUCCGCCGCCAUCCUUGACCUCUGGGGCUCCCCCG
This is a messenger RNA of Prorocentrum cordatum, 1800 nucleotides long. NCBI's taxonomy places the organism in Eukaryota, Dinophyceae, Prorocentrales, Prorocentraceae. The record is from the annotation of a GenBank genome assembly.